Messenger RNA from Rhagoletis zephyria (snowberry fruit fly), 597 nucleotides. RefSeq names its product DNA-directed RNA polymerase II subunit RPB7. Gene Ontology annotation, biological process: DNA-templated transcription; nuclear-transcribed mRNA catabolic process; transcription initiation at RNA polymerase II promoter. Gene Ontology annotation, cellular component: P-body; RNA polymerase II, core complex. The record is from RefSeq and is a predicted model, not a curated record. Lineage: Eukaryota; Metazoa; Arthropoda; Insecta; Diptera; Tephritidae. Gene Ontology annotation, molecular function: translation initiation factor binding; single-stranded DNA binding; single-stranded RNA binding.
GUUCCCAUAAUGCAACCCUGCUGACCACCUUCUACUGCUGUCAUCUUUGACAUUUGACUAUAGUGAAAUUAAUGCCGCCGCUGUUUACAAUUUUCUCUGAUUUAAUAAACAAUUUUGCGCUGAUAUUUUGCACUUUUGCUUUUAAAAUACCAUUUGUGCUUUUUUGUUCAUUAAAUAUACCAGCAAUUUAUAAUGUUUUACCACAUCUCCCUCGAGCAUGAGAUUCUCUUGCAUCCGCGUUAUUUCGGUCCACAAUUGCUGGAGACUGUUAAACAGAAACUUUAUACAGAAGUAGAAGGUACAUGCACGGGGAAGUAUGGAUUUGUGAUAGCGGUGACCACAAUCGAUCAAAUUGGCUCAGGUGUCAUACAGCCCGGACAGGGAUUUGUAGUGUAUCCAGUAAAAUAUAAGGCGAUUGUAUUCCGGCCGUUCAAGGGAGAAGUGCUGGAUGCAGUUGUAAAGCAAAUUAACAAAGUAGGCAUGUUUGCUGAAAUUGGGCCACUAUCCUGUUUCAUUUCACAUCACGUAUGUACACAACUUAAAAUACAAAUGCAUUUUUCUGGUGCACUUAUUAAUGUUAUGGACUCUUUUCCACUU